CAAAUCUUGGCUUAAAAAUAAAUUUGAAAUAAGAAGCCGAGUGACCGAGUCCCACUCCUUGAUUCUUCGGUUUGUGUUUUCUGCCAGAUUUUCUCAGCGUUUUUCAGACAAAUAGACAACAUGAACCAGUGCCAAUCAAGCAAUGUCCCCAUUGAUCAGGAAGUUGUCUGUCCUGAGGCAGUGGAUAGAAUUAGAGGGAUAAUCUCAACUCUUCCCAUUGAGAAUGGCUGGAGAUUUAUAGAGCCUUUGUGCUUAUACCAAGGCUUUUGGUGCCAUCCCUCCUUGACAGAACGUAUCAUGUUAGGCGAAGAAUUCUUCAAAGCUGAACCAAAUGAUAUAUUCGUGUGCAGCCCUCCAAAGAGUGGCACUACUUGGAUUAAAGCCUUAACUUUUGCCAUUGUCACUCGAACUUGUUUCGAUGGUUCAACAAGUCCUUUGCUCCUUAAGAUGCCCCAUGAAUGUGUUCCUGCUUUGCAUAGGAUUUUUGGCAAGAAGCCAGACAUACGCGAGCCAGGGCUCCCACUAAUCGCAACACACAGUCCAUAUGCUUCCUUGCCAAAAUCCGUUCUAAAUUCUGAUUGCAAGAUUGUUUAUAUUUGUAGAGACCCAAAGGAUGCAUUCAUCUCCUUGUUUCACUUUAAAGCCAAGCUGAGACCUCAGGAAAUUGAACCAAUUUCUUUGGAGGCGGCUUUUGAUCUAUAUUGUGAAGGGAAGUCUGACUUUGGACCCUUUUGGGACCAUAUUUUGGGGUAUUGGAGGACUAGUUUGGAAAGGCCAGGGAAGAUAUUGUUUCUAAAAUACGAAGACAUGAUGAAGGAUACAACAUUCUAUGUCAAGAAAUUGUCAGAAUUCAUGGGAUACCCUUUUUCCUUAGAGGAAGAAAAAGAAGGGGUGGUGCAAAAAAUUGUAGAGCUUUGCAGUUUUGAGUUUAUGAGCAAUUUAGAGGUAAACAAAAAUGGAAUGUUAUUUGGAAUUCGAAACCAUCAGGUUCGAAACAAAAACUUUUUCCGGAAGGGGAAGGUUGGGGAUUGGAGGAAUCAUUUGACACCUGAGAUGGCAGAACGCCUUGACAAGAUAAUUGAGCAAAAACUAGCUGCUUCUGGUUUUGGAAGAGACUGGUUGAAUGUGAAACCAGUUCUGGAAGAGCAGCAAGUUUGAAUUAGGAUGAUAUCUGAAGCUUUCUGUGCUUUUCUAUAAUUUGUAAUUUUUUUUUUUUUUAACAUUUGAUUAUGGAAGAAACAACAUUUAUCAAUCCACAAAUAAUUUCUCACAUUUCAU
This is a messenger RNA of Rubroshorea leprosula, 1278 nucleotides long. Lineage: Eukaryota; Viridiplantae; Streptophyta; Magnoliopsida; Malvales; Dipterocarpaceae. The record is from the annotation of a GenBank genome assembly.